Molecule: messenger RNA, 450 nt
Organism: Prosopis cineraria
Lineage: Eukaryota; Viridiplantae; Streptophyta; Magnoliopsida; Fabales; Fabaceae
Product: aquaporin PIP2-7-like
Exons: 1
Coding region: 1-450 (149 amino acids)
Biological process (GO): transmembrane transport
Cellular component (GO): plasma membrane
Molecular function (GO): water channel activity
Source: RefSeq, a predicted model, not a curated record
AUGCGUGAGGAAGCUCGAGAAAGAAGAAAUGCCGAGUUUAUCACCAUCCUUCUCUUCCUCUAUGUCACCAUCGCUACUAUUAUCAGCCACACAAAAAAGCAGCUCAGCUUCUGUAAUAGUGUGGGCUUCCUAGGCAUCACUUGGGCCUUCAGUAGCAUGAUCUUCAUCCUCGUUUACUGCAUCGCCAAUAUCACUGGUGGCCACAUCAAUCCUGCAGUUACAUUCGAAUUGUUCUUAGCCAGGAAGGUGACGUUCAUCCAAGCUUUAGUGUAUAAGGUGGCUCAAUGCUUGGGAGCUAUUUGUGGUACUGGACUGGUCAAGGCUCGGUGGUGGCCUAGUUGUGGACGUAUUGCUUUGGAAGAAUUAGUGCAGAGGGGUCAUGGUUUUGGUUUUAUCAACAGCAAUAUGGAUGGAAAAUUACCUACAAAUAAGUUAAAGAAGAUAGAGUAG